AGCUCUUGAAGGUGGAGGAGCGCACGCGUCAACUGCGGCAACAAUUGCGCCAAAUGGAGGGCGAGAGUCAGAAGUUGUGUCAGGAAAGGGAAUCGCGUUUAGAGGGAGAGCGCCGGCGGGAAGAGCAGCGCCGCCAAACGGAGCUUCUGUUGCGUCAGCAGGAGGAGGCGCUUCUGAGACGCGCGAGUGACCAGGACAUCGGCCAAUUGCGGCGCCAGGAGUCCGAACUCCGCCAACAGGCCAACGCUCUGCAGCAACUGCUCGACCGCCAGGAGGCGGCCCUGCGCUCCAUGUCUGACGGCGGCGUCGGCGCAGUCGCACUUCAGCCGCAGUUGGAUCUGACGUCAUACCAGCAGAACAAUCAGUCGACUCUCGCGCAGUCGGGAAAUCAGUUCCUGUCGUCAAUGCGGCCGCAAAUGGCGCCGCAGAACGUCAUGCAGAACGUGCAGCACAACCUCCCGCCCCAACACGCCGUUCCCCAACACGCGCCGCCUCCGCCCCCUCAGCAGCAGUGGCGCGGCGGCGGACAACAAAUGAAUCACUCGUUCAACAAAAGGAACCGAAGAUUU
Molecule: messenger RNA, 569 nt
Organism: Oppiella nova
Lineage: Eukaryota; Metazoa; Arthropoda; Arachnida; Sarcoptiformes; Oppiidae
Source: the annotation of a GenBank genome assembly